Messenger RNA from Colletotrichum phormii, 2118 nucleotides. Its product is annotated as major facilitator superfamily transporter. Gene Ontology annotation, cellular component: membrane. Lineage: Eukaryota; Fungi; Ascomycota; Sordariomycetes; Glomerellales; Glomerellaceae. The transcript has 2 exons. Gene Ontology annotation, biological process: transmembrane transport. The record is from RefSeq and is a predicted model, not a curated record. Bases 358 to 1854 code for a protein of 498 amino acids. Gene Ontology annotation, molecular function: transmembrane transporter activity.
GGAUUAUCAGGGUCCUUUUGCAAAGGAUCUUAUCACGACUCCACUCUACCACCCAGAACAUUACCAUCAGGAAAGCUGCAGAGACGGUAGCAUUGCAGAGGAGGAGGACAAGAAGCUGGGAUUGGACCAUGUGCCAUAGUGGGCUACCAUUGCGCCAUUGUCGCAACCCAACCAACGGCGCGGAUGUUGGCCGAAACGGGCAAACGAGUUGCCUUUUGCCGGGACUGAUGCGAUCCGUCGCACUGCGAGUGCCGACGACUCGGCGAUUUCGCAGCGGGUUCAGGACCUUGGUCAAAAGAAGCAGACUUUUGGCGAUGUACUCAAUUUUGGGUCCAGAUUCUUUCACCCAAGACGGCGAUGGCUUCACUCGAGGAAAAGUCACCCGCAGCGGCCGCCGCAGGCCCAGCCGACGCCCACGAUGAAAGCCGGGAGAUGUCUAACGACGGCCCGUGGAUUCGCUUCAUGACGGCGAUCCGCUGGUACUCCAAAGACACGCCUAGCGAGGAAAAGAAACUCGUCCUCCGUCUGGACCUGUUGAUCCUCGUCUUUGGCUGUCUCUGCUUCUUUACAAAGUACCUCGACCAGUCCUCCCUCACCAACGCCUACGUCAGUGGCAUGAAGGAGGACCUCAACCUCCAGGGAAACGAACUCAACUACAUGACCAUCGUCUUCUGGUCCUCGUACUGCACCUCCAUGAUCCCAGCCUGCUACUACCUAACCCGCCACCCCAUCAACGUCGUCCUCCCCAUCCUCGAAAUCGGCUGGGGCCUCUCCACCUUCGGCCUCGCCUGGGCGCGCAACGUGCAAACAGUCUACGCCAUGCGCUUCCUCACCGGCCUCUUCGAGUCCUCCUCCUUCACCGGCAUCAUCUACGUCAUCGGCUCCUGGUACAAACCCGCCGAGAUCGGCCGCCGCGUCGCCCUCUUCUACGUCGCUGCGCCCUUGGGCACAAUGUUCGCCGGCUACCUCCAGGCCGCCGCCUACACGAACCUCCACCGCGUCCACGGCCUCGCCGGCUGGCGCUGGCUUUUUAUCGUCGACGCCGUCGUCACCGUCCCCAUCGCCCUCGUCGGCUUCUUCGUCUUCCCGGACGUCCCCGCGCGCUCGAGGCCGAGACUGCUCCCGCCGCGCCUCUACGCCCUCGCGCGGGACCGCCUCCGGGGGCUGACGGCGCCGCCGCAGCUCAAGGUUUCGCGGGAUGUUUUCGGGCGCGUAUUCCGCCGCUGGCACUGGUACCUCUUUGUCGCGCAGUGGACCAUCAUGAACGAGAACCUGCAGCCCAGCGGGUCCCCCUUUUCGCUCUACCUCAAGGCCUUUCCCGCAACCUACUCCGUGACGCGGAUCAACACCCUGCCGACCGUCGCGACAGCCAUCUCGGUCGUCUCGGCAUUUGUCGCGGGCGCCGUGGCUGAUCGCACGGGCUGGUUCGCGGGGUUAUCCGUCGCUGCCACGGUGCCGUCGCUGAUUGGGGUGAUUUUGCUCGUGGCGUGGGACGUCGGCGAGGGCGGUCGUCUAGCUGCGUUUAUGCUCAACGGGUUCGAGGGCGCGACCCCCUCGCUGACGAUGGCGUGGGCUACGAUUACCAUGGCCGGGGACGCCGAGGAGCGCGCUAUUGUGACGGCGUCGAUGAAUGCCAUUGGGCAGGCUAUUGUUGCCUGGGCGCAGCUGCUGCAGUUCCCGGCUGUUGAGGCGCCGUUCUUUCGGCGUGGAUUUAGGAGCGUUGUGGCGACGAUGGUGGUGCAGUUCUUCAUUACUGGUGCGAUUUGGUUCUUGGUUAGGAGGGAUCGGAGGAAGCUGGAGGUUACGAGGGAGGACACGGGGGAACCUAUACAGGAGGUGAAGCAAGGGGUCUAGAUAAUACAUAGGAGAUGGUACAGCUUCAUAGGUAGUGAAGUUGUUAUACGGAGUACGGCACUUGGCAUUGAUCUGUAGCUACAUGCCCCACGGUAUCAUCCAUGUACAUCAAUGAGACCGAGCCUUCUUCUUGGGAGGAGACUCGAUAAUCUCCACAUCAGAGUCGGGAUCCCUGCUGGCUCGCUUCUUCUCCUUCCAUUCCUUAAUCUUGGCCUUUAUGGCCUGCAGACAAGCCUCCUUCAGCUCCUCUCGACCCAGCCCGCC